Molecule: messenger RNA, 1266 nt
Organism: Daphnia pulicaria
Lineage: Eukaryota; Metazoa; Arthropoda; Branchiopoda; Diplostraca; Daphniidae
Product: putative methyltransferase DDB_G0268948
Exons: 7
Coding region: 299-1114 (271 amino acids)
Molecular function (GO): S-adenosylmethionine-dependent methyltransferase activity
Source: RefSeq, a predicted model, not a curated record
UUUCUCUUUUGGUUUUACAAGAAGUCGCAUUUAUUUUGGUCCAACAUACCAGAAAUAAUCUAAUCAGUUGCCAUCAGGACUACGGGGACUCGUAAAUGUCUAGAGGCUAUACAACGCCAUACAUAUAAGACAUUUCGCUUUAUCAGAAUGGCGCCCGACAACCCAAUAAUGAAAUGGGAAGUUUGUGUAUUUAUACCAGCUUAUAUGGAACCAACGGUCAUGUCACUGCCGGCAGCAUCAGUCGUAAGUUUUAGAAACAUUUUAAAGACAUUCCUCUGCUGCUGGUGAACAAGCUGCGAUGUCACAGCGUUUCUUUGAAGGAACUGAACAUGCAACUCUUUACGCAAAGUCCCGACCCAAUGCGCCUCCUGGACUUGCCGACAAGAUUGUCAGUUUCUUGAAGGAAAAGUAUCAAGGAGACUUGGAGUUGUGUUUGGAUGUGGGGUGCGGAAACGGCCAGUGUAGCGGCCUCUUUUCCAGCUCGUUUCGCAAAGUGUUGGCCACGGACAUUAGCCCGUCGCAGAUAGAAGUGGCCAAAACGCUCAAUCAUCCAACCAACGUCGAAUUUCAGGUCAGUCCAGCCGAGAUAAGCCCAGCUAAAAAUGAUUCGACUCAAGUUGUAGUGGCUUGUGUGGCGGCCCAUUGGUUCGACUUACCAGCAUUUCUCAAAGAAGCCGACAGAGUUCUCUGUCAGAACGGAGUCGUGGCUUUGACGAGUUUCUUUUUGCCAAUUGCGGUUCACCCUACGAAAUCCGACGAACUUAAUGACGCAAUCAGACACUUUUAUUUUGAAAGCCUCGGUCCGUAUUGGGGCAGCGGAGUCCGUCACUUGGAAAAUGAAUACGGCGACUUUACAAUCCCUUACGCGGAAACUGUGCGGGCUGAAGUUUGGACCGACGAAGAGCCUUACACUUUAGCCGAAGCAGCUGCUUAUUUGGAAUCUUGGUCUGGUUUCCAGAAUUUGUGUCGAGAUAAAGGAGAAGCUGCCGGACGGGAUGUACUUCAAGAAUUCAUUUCAAAGUGUUUGAAAUCGUUGGGAACCACAGACGAACCAGACAGGGUGGAAUUCAAAUUGAAGCGGAAAUAUUUCAUUUUGAUGGGGCGCAAAGCCUGAAACGUUCCAGCCCCAGUUCCAGCACAUUACGUUGUAAGCGGUAAUGGGCAAAAUCAUACUGAAUAUAUCACGAUAGAUUUUAUAAGAUAGAAGAACAGAUUAUUUUUAUAUUAAACAUACUAUACCGAGUCUUUACAAUACAAGAGAUGAAU